This is a messenger RNA of Trichomycterus rosablanca, 4370 nucleotides long. RefSeq lists its product as uncharacterized. The transcript has 9 exons. Bases 48 to 2804 code for a protein of 918 amino acids. The record is from RefSeq and is a predicted model, not a curated record. Gene Ontology annotation, molecular function: protein binding. NCBI's taxonomy places the organism in Eukaryota, Metazoa, Chordata, Actinopteri, Siluriformes, Trichomycteridae.
ACCUGAGCGAGCAGAGGCUGUACGUUCAUCGCUGAUGCUUCAUCCCAAUGGCAGAGACCGUUCGCUCGCAGUUUGAUCGCCGGGACCUUCUGACGCUGGACAGCGUCUCAGAGUCACACAAACCUCCGCAGCCACGAGGACGUGGUUGCAGUAGGAAAAGAAAAGGCACGCCAGUAAAGGUGUGUGAAAGAGUUUUUGCUCCAGAAGAAGAAGAGGAGAGCAUGUUGGAGCACGGAUACAGACCAGGUGUUGGUCAAGAGAAAACAGAAUUCAAACACAGACCUGGUCCAUACAGCGCCCUGGAAUCUGCCCAACUUUGUUUUACCGAGAUGGGCGAGCAGAGCUCCAGUAGCGGGAAGGGUGUAGUACUCUACCCCUCACCGAACUGCCGGAUCCGUGAAGUGCAUUACGGCAAUCAGGUGCGGCUUGUGGUGGUAGCGAUCCGUGACAUAACCAAGGGUGAGGAGAUCACUGUCGACUACAACCCGAGCGAGUGGGGAGAAUACAACACGAUGAGGGGUUUUCAUGGCACAGUACCUGCUGCCGCACAUGAGCCGUUUUCUGGCCACGAGCAGAACAUUAAGAAGGAGGAUGAAGCUGGGUCAGUUUCUAUAUCAGAGUACGUCACUCCAUCCUGGCCUCUCUCCCCUAAAUCCUCUCCACUAUCUCACCCCGAGCGCAAAGACAUGGACGGCGCUGAAACCCGCAGCCAGACUCCUCACCAAAACAAAAAGCAUCACAAGCCGUCCUCCCAGGUUUCAGCUAACCCUAAUGCUAACAUUAUCGACAAGAGCAAAGUGCCUCAUCUGCUUCUUCAACGACCACCGGGGCAGCCUCAAUCCCAGACUUUACCCCACUCCCUGCCCUCUUCUCCGACGCAGCCUUCCGCCCCCUCCAGGCCCGUGUUUAAACCCCCCACUACCACCAUCGUCAACGCAGGCACAGCUGUGAACGCCACGCUGAAUAAGAAGUGCUGCGUUUAUUGCGGUCGGCACUACCGCUCUCUCCAGCGCCACCUGGACAAACAUCACGCCCACCAGUCGGACGUACGGGCAGCCAUGUUACGAUCACGAGACUCGGCCCAUCUGCCACAUCUGCAUGCCUCUCUGCCCUCGUCCUCCUCCUCGUCCACGGCGCACAACUGCUGCCACAGAGAAAUCGCGGCGCAUGGAGUCGGCGUCCCAACGCAACAACUGUCCCAACUUCCUCCUCCUCCUCUGUCGUCUUCUUCGAACACUCCGGCCAGAAAGAGCCCAGCGCUUUUAGGCCCCGCACCUCGCAGAAGUCCCGCCUCUAUGCCCGCUACCCCACCCCGACGGGAAGGUGUCCCCGUAUCGGUGCUAAAGAGAAGCCCAUCCACGCCCGAGGUGCCACCCAGGAAGGCAGGACGCAAAGUUAAGAAAGAGAAAGAAGAAGUGGAGGUCGUAGAGGGGGCAAGAGAGGAGCUGGUGGAGCUGGGAACGCUGCCGGUGCCCGAGCUGCCGAAAGACAAGGGAGUGGACGAGGAGAAUGACGAGGACGACAGUGGAGAAGAGGACAAAAGUGACCUGUCCAGUUCUCGUCGUCCGCACAUGCUCCCCCUGCUGUCCUCUCUGUCCUCUCUAGUGCUGUACCUGCGCCGCCUCCAGCACUCGGCCUUCAUCUCUCUUUCACGCACCCCUCAGUCAGCCGAGGCCUGGCGCCUGCUGUGCCACUCCAGCCUGGCGCUGCUCAUCCUCUACAACCGCCGCCGCGAGUGCGAGGUCUCCAAGCUCACCAUCUCCGAGUACCGCUCUCGCGUGACCCCCCAGUCCUCGGCUCUUCAGCCGACCGGCGUUCUGACACCCCUCGAGGCCUCCCUCUCCCCCUUCGAGCGGCUCGUCCUGCCCCACCUCGCUCGCAUGGGCGUCCAGAGCAAACGAGGACGAGUGCAGCCCCUCAUCCUGCCCCCUCACUCCGAACAGUGCCUAGAGCUUCUCUUACAGACCAGGGCAGGAGUCGGGGUCGACCCCGAGAACCCGUACGUGUUCGCCCGGCCGUACCAUUCACCCGCCACCCCUCUGAGGGGUACGGACCUGCUCCGGAAUCUAGCCAAGGCCAGCGGCACCAGGCACCCGAGAGCGCUCACGCAGACCCGCGUCCGCAGGCAGGUCGCCAUCCUGACCCAGCUACUGAUGCUGAGCGAAGGCGAAGAGGAGGGACAGAGAGGAGUCGCGCAGCGGCGGCUGGAGAACUUCCUGCAGAAGGAGUACCACGUGACCCAAAGCUGCGCUACCAUCGGCCAGGAUCCGGGGCUCAUGGGACUGAUCGGGCGAGUGGUCCUGUGCGGGGAGAGGGACGGCGUGCUGUUCCGGGGCAUGAGCCUCCAUCAUAUCUGCUUAGAGCUGGAUGUGUUGUCUGGGAAUUCUGCUGACUCUCUUUCGGAGGAUUCAGACAGAGAGCAGGAGAAAGAGAAAAGCCAGUCGCCCUCCAUCACCAUGAAAAAGACCUCCACCACUAAUAACAAGGCCCCUCGGGUAAAGAAGAUGAACCCCUUCGCCCCUACACGCAAGAGAGGCUCGGGACAGCCCAAACCAGGUAAGCGCGGGGUCCUGAAGCGGCCCUGGUCCGAGGCCGAGCGGGUGGCGGUGGAGUCCCACCUGGUGCGCAACAUCGUGGAGCUGCGCGUCCCCGCCAAAGCGGACUGCGAGCGCUGCCUGGAGCAGUGCCCCCUGCUGGUCACCAACCGCCGAGACUGGAGAGCCAUCAAGUUCUACUGCCACAACCGCAUACAACUGCUCAAAAAGCAGAGACAGACCCCGAUCGCCCUGUCCGCCGUCUGCUAAACCCACCGGUCACGUCAGCUAGGGUGAGACGGGAGGGGUCGGAGGUAGGGAGACACCCGUGUGUCUGAGGGCUCGUUCGAACAAUCAGCAGAAGAAACGUGUGACCGUGUCGCUACGAUUGCACAUUAUUGGAAACUAAACAUGUUUAAAUGAUUAUUAUUAUAAAGUUACACAGAUUUUCUUUUGAAAAUCAAUCAUCUUAAAUAGGUUUCUGGUUCGGUGACACUAAAAUCCGACCCGAAUGCUCGUAGGUGCGUCACAGUCCUGAACGCAUCGAUUAGAACCGUUGUUCAUCAUUUCCACUAAGAGAAAACACUCAUUUAUGAUUGAUUGAAGGUUUUAAUAGUUCUCGUCCCUCGUAAACUCGACAAAAAACAGAAGAGCUUCCAAAGAUCGGCUGAGAUUGAAGUGACCAGAGUUACAUAUAACAGCACUAUUGUGAUAAUUCGGUGAGCUUCAAAUGCCCACCUGUACCCGUACGCCAAGAUUUCAAAGGACAGCGUUUGGUACGACAGUAAAAGAAAAAGAAAAACACACACAGUCUAAUGCAAACGUUCGGGUUUACUGGUCAGAUUUCAUGUUUUAUUACCAGAAAAAAAACAAAUCUGCACAUUUUACGGCACAACAACAUAACGUGGCUGGUGUGGAUGCUACAGCGUGUAAAUGCUAUGCACUAAAGUAACAGCUUCAUGCUAUCCCUUCUGAAGGUGGGAUUUCAGAUAUACAGUCAUUUAAAUGUCGCACCGUGUUCAAAAAUCUCCCGGUAUUAUGAUGUAAAAACAUUUCGGUCGGUCGAUCGUUUCACGUUCUCAAACCGUAGCCACUUCCGAUUCCAUUUCAGCAGCUCGAACGUCGUUAUCGGACGUUUACAUCGGAGCGAUCAGAUUCUAAAACCGUAGCGCAGACACGAUCGGUUCACAUUAUAACACAUCCACACUUAAAACCAGACCUAGAGAACAGAGCCAGAAGGUCUAGGAUGUGGUGGAAUCCGCUUCUAGAACAGCAGGUCCGUCACUUCAACAGAACCUUUAGGGUGGAAGGAUCGAGGCUGUUGUGGUCUGUGCUCAGCAGCUUCGUGCAUUCCUGCUUCAAAAUGAGACGAGGUUCUGAUUGUAUUAGUGACACAGAGUGUUUGGGGUCGUUCAUGCUUAACGAGGUUGUGUAGAUUUACCUAGAAGCUUUACGUGUGUGUGUGUGUGUGUGUAGGAAACGUAACCACAUCACUUCAUCUUAUACUUGAAUUAACAGUCCACAUUCUUUGUGUCUACAUGCCGUCAUUAGUUUUCUUCACUUGUGUACAUACAGAUAUAAAUAUAUAAAUAUGAUAUGAUCAGUAACGUUGUUAUUAUUAUCGAUAUGAUCAAUAAUAGUGUAGUUAUCGUCAUCGUCACUACUGUGGAGGCUCGUUUUCGUUACGGUUAGAUUUUCUGUAUGAACAUUAAUGUAAAUAUUGUGUGUAAAUAUUGAAAUAUAUAUAUGAUGAAGAGAACGGAGGAAGGCACUGGAAAUCUGUGGACUUGUUUGGUGUUUCAAAGUGACGAUUAAAAAUCUUCAUUUGUAAAUGCG